Molecule: messenger RNA, 1183 nt
Organism: Ooceraea biroi (clonal raider ant)
Lineage: Eukaryota; Metazoa; Arthropoda; Insecta; Hymenoptera; Formicidae
Product: pheromone-binding protein Gp-9
Biological process (GO): social behavior
Molecular function (GO): odorant binding
Source: RefSeq, a predicted model, not a curated record
AAUGAUACCAAAGUUAAUAUUCUAAUCAAAUUAUUAUAACUGCCAAUCUGCCAACAUACUGCCAAUGUACUGUUCAUUGAAAUGUUUCUAUUAUUUCUUUUUUUUCCCUAUUGUUAAUAAAAAGAUAUGAGUUAUUUUAAUGUGUCCAUUUUGAUUUUUGUAAUUGUCAUUCAAUAUAAAUAGUAUAAUAAUAAAUUGAAUAUAAUAUUAGUAUAUAAUAUUGUUUAUAUAUACAUAUAUGAUGCACAGUAAUUUCCACAUAUACGACAUUAUACACAUAUAGCAAGCAUGUUAGCAUAAAUUUAUAAUGUUAGCCACAGAAUCACUAAAAUUUUUGUUACGAAAACAACAUUUGUUACGAAAUAUAUGUCUCAUAAAUUGACUCAAUAUAACUUUAGUAUUUUAUAACUGCAGCUAAUAAGUUAGUAUAGUGAAUUAUCAUUAAACUUUAUUCUGCAUCAUGUGUUUCACAUCGAUGUCGCGAUCUGUGGCCUUAGAACUUUAUCUGUAAUUUUUGUAUUUGCAGUUGAGAUAUAAAUGCAAUGUGAUAUUGAGAAAUUCCUCAUAAACUUUACAUCUCUACAUAGCUUCAUUUAAAGGUGACAAUUGUGGUUAACAAGAUGAAAACAUUCGAACUCUACGUUUGCGUUUUCGCACUUGUGCCGUUUAUCUUAGCUGGAACUGUAAAUGCACAGAAUAGAAUAUUGGGCGCCAAUAUAUGAAAUUAUAAUAGUUGCCUAACUGAAAAUAAUGCCUCGAAUGAUGAUAUGUAUGUAGUGGAUGAUAUAAUAAGAGAAGUAUAUAAACAGUCGCAGAAUCAAGAGAGGACAAGAAAAAAUGGUUGUGUUCUCCAUUGUUUAAUGCAAAAAGAGGGUGUAAUGGAUAGAUUAGAAUUUAAUAUAAACGAAAUGCAUAAUGAAUUUACCAGAAGGACAAAUGCUCAUCCAGGUGGAACAGCUCAUGCAGCUUUGGAUGAAUGCAUAAAUGAAGCAAAGGAUAUUACAAGACAAUGUGAAAAAAGUUUCGCUUUUGUGACAUGUUUUCUAAUUGCUAAGGAUAGAUUAGAUAGAGAAGAAGGUCCAAGAAAUCGUCAAAAUAAAUAUGAAAAUAAACAUGAUGUUCAUAAUGUACCCGAAUAAUAGUAAAUAUAAUCAAAAUUUCUUAUUAAUUCAUUAAAGGUAAU